Ostrinia nubilalis (European corn borer) is the source of this 786-nucleotide messenger RNA. Its product is annotated as glycine cleavage system H protein-like. Gene Ontology annotation, biological process: glycine decarboxylation via glycine cleavage system; protein lipoylation. NCBI's taxonomy places the organism in Eukaryota, Metazoa, Arthropoda, Insecta, Lepidoptera, Crambidae. The record is from RefSeq and is a predicted model, not a curated record. Gene Ontology annotation, cellular component: glycine cleavage complex; cytoplasm; mitochondrion. Bases 160 to 666 code for a protein of 168 amino acids. The transcript is spliced from 2 exons.
UGUCAAAAAUUCUAACAUUUCUUUCUAACCUAAAAUUUUCUUAAGUGCAAUAGAACAAUCACAAGAAAGAAUAUUAUUUACACAUUAUUAAUUAGUAUAGAAUAUUCCACACAUAAUUGACAAAUUAUUCAUAAGGAGCACAUUGACAUCAACUAAGAAAUGGCUCUACAGAGGUGUUUACAAUCAUCAAGGAACUAUCUUUCAAGAUGUUACUUACUACAGUCCAAUUUGAAGCAAUCAUACUGUGAGUUACGUCACAAAUACAGCAGCGAUGCAUCUAAAAGAUUAUACACAGACCGGCAUGAAUGGGUGACAGUAGACAAAGACAUUGGCACUAUUGGAAUAAGUAAAUAUGCACAAGAAUCUCUUGGUGAUGUUGUGUUUGCACAACUGCCAGAUCCAGGUACAAAAUUAAAAGCAGGAGACGAAUGUGGUGCUUUAGAAAGUGUGAAGGCAGCUAGUGAGAUAUAUUCACCCGUUAGUGGCACUGUCACUGAGAAAAAUAACAAAGUUGAGGACAAACCAGCACUAAUCAACACGUCAUGCUACGACCAAGGGUGGCUAUUCAAACUGAAACUUUCAAAUCCUGAGGAACUACAAGAACUCAUGGAUGAUAAGAAGUAUGAAGAAUUCUUGAAGACAGAUGUUGAGAAAGACCACACAUAAGACAAAUUAAUAAUUAUACAAUUAAUUAUUUGAUUAGAAUAAUAAAUUGUUAUGUUUGUGAUUAUUGCUUUUAAACAAUUUUAUGUAGUUUGUAAAGUAAAACACUGUUUUUGUGCAAUA